This is a messenger RNA of Dermatophagoides pteronyssinus (European house dust mite), 3280 nucleotides long. RefSeq names its product amyloid-beta-like protein (gene Appl). Lineage: Eukaryota; Metazoa; Arthropoda; Arachnida; Sarcoptiformes; Pyroglyphidae. Gene Ontology annotation, cellular component: neuron projection; membrane; neuronal cell body. Gene Ontology annotation, molecular function: heparin binding; transition metal ion binding. The record is from RefSeq and is a predicted model, not a curated record. Gene Ontology annotation, biological process: central nervous system development; axonogenesis.
AAUUCUUCAAAUUGAGUCUCUCGUUUUUUAUUUCUUUUUGGAUCCAUAGUGAUCAUCAUCAUCAUAAUAAUCAUCGACAUUAAAAGUUAUUGAAUUUUCAGUGGAUCAUCAUCAUCAUACAUGAAUUGAUCAAGUUUUUAUCCUUCAAGUUGUUUCAAAUAACAACAACGAUAACGACAUUGAAUCAUCAUUUGGAAUCUGUUUUUAAAAAAUAACAGAAUUAAAAGGUUCCAAUUGAGACAAAAUUCAUCUUUUUUUCAUUUCUUCAUUCAUCAACCCAUCCCCUACCAAUCAUCAUCAUCAUCCAUAAGUGAUAAGAUUCAUUUUGUUUUUUUUUGUUGCUGUUAUUGGUGGUGAAUUGAAAUCAACGACCAAAAAAUGAAAUUCAUCAUAAUCAAUAUGAAUAUUUUAAUGAUUAUCAAUAUUAUCAUUGGCUGUUGGUUAGCCGGUCAAGCUUUUGCCUAUGUUGAGGCAUUAGCAGCUAAUCUUGAUACAGCACAAUUAGGUCAUUUUCAGCCAAUGGUUGCCAUAUUAUGUGGACAUGGUAAAUACCAUAAUCAAUUUCUUAAUGAAGAUAAUAAAUGGAUAACAGAUAUGGAUUCAAGAGCUGUUUGUACGAAAAAUACAUUGGAAAUAUUGGAAUAUUGUCGAAAGGUUUAUCCGAAAAAAGAUAUUCGUAAUAUUGUCGAAUCGAACAAAUAUUAUCGUAUUGAAUGGUGUAAAGUUGGCCAAACAAAAUGUAAAACGAAACAUUAUGUUAAGCCUUAUCGAUGUUUAGAAGGAAGCUUUCAAAGUGAUGCAUUAUUGGUACCUGAACAUUGUGUCUUCGAUCAUAUACAUAAUAAAAGUUUAUGCCAGAAUUCACAAUAUUGGAAUCAUACAGCAAUAAUUAGUUGCUCUACACGUAAUAUGAAAUUACAAAGUUAUGCAAUGCUUUUACCAUGUGGUGUUGGAAUAUUUUCCGGUGUUGAAUUUGUUUGUUGCCCACAUUCUUCAUCAUCAAUGUCCAUGAAUCAUGUAGCAGGUGCGGCUGCUGCUGCUGCUGCUGCUUCUACUUCGAAUAUUCAUUCUUCUGGAUCUAACAAUGAUUAUUGGUCAUCGAAAAAACAUAAUACAUUAUCAGCUCAAAAUCAAAUGGAUGAUAUGAGCGAUACUGUUAGCAAUAAUAAUAAUAGAUAUAAUAAUAUUAAUAGAAAAUCUGAUGAUAUUUAUAAUGAUCAAUCAGAUUCAUCGGAUGAAGAUCAAAAUGAUGGCGAUAAUAAUAACGAUGAUAAUAAUAUUAAUGGUGAUGGUGGUGGCCAAGAUGAUGAUUAUUAUGAUGAUGAUUUUGAUGAUGAUAGUGAUGUUGAAGAUUUACCAUCAACAAGAUCACCAAGCACAACAACAACAACAACUACUACAACAACAACGACAACAACCGAAACACCAAUAAAAUAUUAUCUAAGCCAUUUUAAUUCACAAAAAGAACAUCAAGCAUUCAAAGAUACACAAAAAGCAUUAGAUGAUGAUCAUAAAUUAAAGGUUACAAAGGUUAUGAAAGAAUGGAGCGAAUUAGAAGAACGAUACCAGGAGAUGCGUAUCAAAGAUAUGAAAAAAGCAGAUGAAUUCAAAAAACGAAUGACAAAUCGUUUCCAAAAAACAGUUGAAGCACUUGAAGAAGAAAAUUCGGCAAAAAAACGACAAAUUAUUUCAAUGCAUCAACAACGUGUAAUGUCAAUUAUUAAUAUGCGUAAAAAAUCAGCAAUGGAUUGUUAUACACAAUCAUUGGAUGAAAUUAUACCGAAAGCAAAAAAGAUUGAAAAAUGUUUGAAAAAAUUAUUACGUGCAUUAGAAAAAGAUCGUAUGCAUACAUUACAUCAUUAUAAACAUUUAUUGAAUUCAUUCACUAAACAAGCAUUAAAAGAUAAGAAAGCAAUAUUAGAUCAUCUUACCGAUCUAAUCAAAAUGGCAAAUCAAAGUAUACAGAUGUUAGAUCGUGUUGCAAUCGUUGCAGAUAAAAUCAAAUUCCGUAUGAUUGCCUAUUGGCAUAAUUUACGUGGUGUUCCAAUUGAACGAACAAUUUCACAUGAAACUGAACUUAACAUUAUGAAUCGUUAUGAAGAAGAAGUGGCACAAAAACAAAUCGAACGUGAACGACAAAAAAGCUUAGAAGAAUUGAAUCGUGAACAAAAAGAAUUGGAUGAACAAGAACAACGUCAGAAUAGUGAAACAGUAAAUAGCUCACAACAGCAACAAAGUAAAUCAUCAAAUCGUUAUCAAUAUGAUCCCGAAUCAAUGGAAGAUGAAAAAACAUCAGCUCAAGCAUCUGAUGAUGAUAAUGUUAAUGAUGCAUCAUCAUCAUCAUCAUCAUCAAGUUCAUCGACAACUAAAUCAGCAAUGGUUUCAUCAUCAUUAUCAUCAUCAACAUCAACAUUGUCACCAAUUGUCGAUGAUUUCUGGAGCCAAGAAGAUCCUGAAUCAAAUGAAAUAAAUCGGGUUGCCCAUUCAAAUCAACCAUUAUAUAUACAAAGCCAAUCUUUUCAUCACAAUGAACCGAGUUUUACAUUAAAACGUGAACAUUAUCAUUCAAAAAUGAAAUGGAACGGAAGUGUUUAUCUUACAUUGGCAUUCGCUGGUAUCGCAUUGUUAACGGCAACAAUCGUUGGUGUUGUAUUAUUACGUAAACAUACACAAACAUCACCACAUGGUCAAGGUUUUAUUGAAGUAAAUCAAGCAUCAACACCGGAAGAAAAACAUGUUAUCAAUAUGCAAAUCAAUGGCUAUGAAAAUCCAACAUUUAGAUAUUUUGAAACACAAGAAGAUUAAUAUUUUGAAAAUAAAAAUAAUAAACAGCUGAAUAGAGAAGAAUUCUACAUCAUAAAACAAUGACAUUUAUAAUGAUCACAAAAAUACACAUUCUCACAUCCAUAAACUCUCUCUCUCUCUCUCUCACAUACACACAUCCCAUAUACACAAUGUAAUACCAGUGUGUUAUUUCCUAAUUAAUCAUAAUGAUAUUCCGUGGAUAUUCUUAAUCACUAUUUUCAUUAUAGUCAUUAUUUUUGGACCAAAAUUCUUAUUAUUAUGCCAUCAUCGAUUUGAAUUUUGUUCUUUCUAAUUGUUUACCAACAUUCUUCGGUUUCCUUUCUAUUUUAUUCCAUUUUAUUUUUUUUUUCAUUUUCGUCUUCACAUCACACACAUUUAUAUAUAAAUUAUAUCAGCCAAUCAACACAAAAAAAACCUAGGCCAUGUCGAUGAAUCCUGUGUGUGUGUGUGUGUUUUUCUCAUUCAAAAUCUUUUU